Silurus meridionalis is the source of this 1854-nucleotide messenger RNA. RefSeq names its product non-POU domain containing, octamer-binding (gene nono). Gene Ontology annotation, biological process: regulation of DNA-templated transcription. NCBI's taxonomy places the organism in Eukaryota, Metazoa, Chordata, Actinopteri, Siluriformes, Siluridae. Gene Ontology annotation, molecular function: RNA binding. Bases 112 to 1410 code for a protein of 432 amino acids. Gene Ontology annotation, cellular component: nucleus. The record is from RefSeq and is a predicted model, not a curated record. The transcript has 10 exons.
GCCGCUCAGGGUUCGGUUGUGAGUCGCUCCUCCUCUCGUGCUCCUUUGUGGUCGAGGCCAGUUCUGUGCGUGCGGCCGCUUUUUAAAGGAAUAACUCCAGCCCGGGUGAAGAUGCAAGGAAACCGAGGAGGACGUCCCGAUCAGCACAACCACGGCCCCCCGAGGGUGCAGCACGACAGGAAGCCUCCCGGAACCGACAGCAACGGGCAGCACACGGACCGUGCCGGACAACCCAGCCCUAAUGCCGGUCUGACCAUCGACCUGACGAGCUUCAAGAAACCCGGCGAGAAGACGUACACGCAGCGCAGCCGGCUGUUCGUCGGAAAUCUGCCCGCGGGUACCUCUGAAGAAGAAGUGGAAAAGCUCUUCUCCAAAUAUGGCAAACCCUCCGAGAUCUUCAUCAACAAGGACCGAGGCUUUGGGUUCAUCCGCCUGGAAACCAAGACCCUCGCGGACAUCGCCAAAGCCGAGCUUGAUGACACGAUGUUUCGCGGUCGGCAGAUCCGCGUGCGCUUCGCCACUCACGGCGCCGCGCUCACAGUCAAGAACCUGCCCCAGUUUGUAUCCAACGAGCUCCUGGAGGAGGCUUUCUCCAUGUUCGGCCCCAUCGAACGCGCCAUCGUGAUCGUGGACGACCGCGGGCGGCCCACGGGGAAGGGCAUCGUGGAGUUCGCCAACAAGCCGUCAGCACGCAAAGCCCUGGACCGGUGCUCGGAUGGAGCCUUAGUGCUCACCUCGUUUCCUCGGCCCGUGACGGUGGAGCCCAUGGAGCAGUUGGAUGAAGACGAAGGGCUUCCAGAAAGACUCGUCAGCAAAAACGCACAGUAUCACAAGGAGCGCGAGCAGCCCCCCCGCUUUGCUCAGCCUGGGUCAUUUGAGUACGAGUACGCGAUGCGCUGGAAAGCCCUGAUGGAGAUGGAAAAGCAGCAGUAUGAGCAGGUGGAGAGGAACAUCAAGGAGGCACAGGAGAAGCUGGAGCAGGAGAUGGAGGCGGCCAGACAUGAGCACCAGGUCAUGCUCAUGAGGCAGGAUCUUUUGAGGAGGCAGGAGGAACUGAGGCGUAUGGAGGAGGCGCACAACCAGGAGGUGCAGAAGAGGAAGCAGAUGGAGCUGCGUCAGGAGGAGGAGCGGCGCCGCCGGGAGGAGGAGCUCAGGGCUCACACCGAGGAGCUGAUGAGGAGACAGCAAGGGACUGGGGCCAACUUCAGUGAGAAGAGGGAGCAGGACAUAAGGAUGCACAUGGGAGGUCAAGGCCUUCCCCUGAACAGGACCUCAAUGGGAGGAAACCCCACACCAGGAGGAGCACCGAACAUGCCUGCCAAUGAGGGUACUGGAGGAAACCCUGGUGGUCUUCCUCUGCCUUUCCCCCGCCCCGGCCCACCCAUCGACUACAAGCGGCGUCGGUUCUGAGAGCCCAGGACACACACGUCUCUCUUUUUUUUUUUUUUUUUUUUUCUUUUUUUUUUUCCGUCUUUAUUUUUUACACGCCUACAUACUGUACAAUAUUUUUAAAGCCCAGACAGUGAAUUUAGUAGUUUCAUCGUAUAAACACGUAAAAAAAAAAAACGGUGCAAAGUUUCUUUUAAGCUUAAAGUUCAUAUGUUUUUUUUUUUUUUGUUUGUUUUGAAGAUUUAUUGUCUUGUUCCCUCGAUGGGGUUUUGUAUAGACCUUUUGUUUUCUUUCCCCCUGUAUUAAUGUGAUAUCCCUUCCUUCUUUUUUCCCUUUUUUUUUUAUUUUGUGGUUCAUCCCUUGUACUUUUUAUAUAGACAUAGUGAAAUAAUUUUUUUGUCAAAUACCUGCAUUUAUAAACUGGCUCACAAUAAAAAAAAAAAAUCCGGGAUUCAGUGUUAUGUA